AUAUUCUGAGAAACUUUCCUUUUUCAAACCUAGGAUUCCCAUAGAGAAGAGUUGCUUGUGGCGUCUUUGUAUAGCCGCAGCAACAGCGCUUAAGACUUAUACACCGCUUCCUAGUGCUUUACAACCUCUCUUAAGUGGUUUCCAGAGUCUGCCUAUUGCCCCCAACAAUAGCACAAAGAUGGCAACGUCAUUUCUAGUGGACAGCCCAGACGUGAAGUACACUCAGGAGUUCAUUGAGGCUAAGUACACCUAUGACACAGUACAAGUCUGCCAGGAGAAUGGUGUCACCAAGGUCAAGCCAACUUCUACUGAUCUCACUUUCCGUACAGGCCUGCGGGUUCCCAAGUUGGGUGUGAUGCUUGUUGGCUGGGGGGGAAACAAUGGCACAACAGUGACUGCUGCUGUUUUGGCCAAUAGACUGGGUCUCUCCUGGAUGACCAAGAGGGGUCAAAAGCAUGCCAACUACUAUGGCUCUCUCUUACAAGCAUCCACAGUAUGUCUCGGGACCGGUCCCUCUGGAGAUGUCUAUAUUCCUUUCCGUGAUAUGCUCCCCAUGGUACAUCCUAAUGACAUUGUUUUUGAUGGCUGGGACAUUUCCUCUAUGAAUUUGGCUGAUGCCAUGCGCAGGGCUGAGGUCUUGGACUGGCCCCUUCAAGAACAGCUGCGGCCUUACAUGGUAGGCCUGAAGCCUCGGCCUUCCAUCUACAUCCCGGAGUUCAUCGCUGCCAAUCAGGGAGAAAGAGCUGACAAUGUUCUGACUGGAAGCAAAGCUGAGCAGAUGGCUCGGAUUCGCCAUGAUAUCCAGGAUUUCAAGAACUCCAGUGGGGUGGAGAAGGUGAUUGUCCUCUGGACGGCCAACACCGAGUGCUUCUGUGAAAUCCAUCCUGGAGUGAAUGAUACAGCUAGCAAUUUACUCCAAGCAAUUGAGGCUGGCCUGGAGGUUUCUCCUUCUACACUCUUCGCUGUGGCAAGUAUCCUGGAAGGUUGUGCCUACAUCAAUGGCUCUCCCCAAAACACUUUUGUGCCAGGAGUUAUUGAGCUUGCUGUUCAGCAGGGAGUCUUUAUAGCCGGAGACGAUUUCAAAUCUGGUCAAACAAAGCUCAAGUCAGUUCUGGUGGACUUCCUCAUCAGCUCUGGCAUUAAGCCAGUCUCCAUUGUUAGCUACAACCACCUGGGCAACAACGAUGGAAAGAACCUGUCCGCACCAGCUCAGUUCCGCUCCAAGGAAAUUUCCAAGAGCAACGUGGUGGAUGACAUGGUGAAGUCGAACCCCAUCCUAUAUGGACCAGGGGAACAUCUGGAUCACUGCGUGGUGAUCAAGUAUGUGCCCUACGUCGGUGACAGCAAGCGGGCACUAGAUGAAUAUACUUCGGAGAUCGCUUUGGGGGGGACCAACACCAUCGUCAUUCACAAUAUGUGCGAGGAUUCCUUACUAGCUGCUCCCAUAAUUUUGGACUUGAUCAUUCUGGCUGAACUCUGCCAACGGAUCCAGGUGGGCAUAGGAGAUGCCAAGCCGGAGCCCCUUCACAGCGUCUUGUCCCUCUUGAGCUUCCUCUGCAAGGCUCCCCUUGUUCCUAAAAGAGCUCCAGUGGUCAACGCACUCUUCCGUCAACGGGCUGCCAUUGAGAACCUAUUCAGGGCCUGCGUGGGGCUCCCACCUCAAAACCACAUGCAGCUGGAAUACAAGACCCAGAGAUUGUGGAGCUGCGCAAAGCAUGGCCAUUCCCCUGUGCCCCCAGCUUGGGUAGCCACUCCUAAAAAGGCCCACAUGAAUGGUUUUGUGGAUCCCACUGAAAGCAAUGGCCUCCCAGCCCGCAGUGCCCACAGCCACGUAACUGGCCUGCAAAAUUAGAAGCCCACAGCAUGCUCCACUACUAGUCAACACUGUAUGGUAACCAGACCAGAUUUACAACUUGGACUGUCUGCCUCCUUGACCCCGACACCCCCCCCCCAUCUCUUUUUUGUAUUUGGUUACUUAUAUUUUUAUGUAGUAGUGACAAAGCUGUAUAUUCGGGACAGGCAACAUACCUUCUUUUACUGUGUCCUUACCUGUUACGAAUGAAAUGUAACUUGAACGCUUGAAUGUUUGAAAUAAGAUGUAACUAUAGUUGUAUCUUUCAUUUAGCUCAGAAAUUUAGAUUUAUUUGGCUAUCCUUUUUUAAAUGGUGACAUUGGAAUAAAAUUGAAAGAUGAGA
Molecule: messenger RNA, 2195 nt
Organism: Pantherophis guttatus
Lineage: Eukaryota; Metazoa; Chordata; Lepidosauria; Squamata; Colubridae
Gene: ISYNA1
Product: inositol-3-phosphate synthase 1
Biological process (GO): inositol biosynthetic process; phospholipid biosynthetic process
Molecular function (GO): inositol-3-phosphate synthase activity
Source: RefSeq, a predicted model, not a curated record